AUGGCGAAAAUCGAGCGGCUGGGCUCCAUGCCUUAUGCUAAGUUCGGGAGCUCUGACAUGAUGGUGUCCCGUGUGUGUGCGGGCACCAUGAUGUGGGGUACCUUCAACAAGGAUGAAAAGAUGGCACACAAUCAGCUGGAUACUCUUCUUCGGCUGGGGGUGAACUUUAUAGACACUGCUGAAAUGUAUCCAACGCCUUGUGAGGGAGGGAAGGUUACAGAGCAGUGGAUUGGAAACUGGCUGCAGAAAGCGCUGGCGGAUGGGAAGGUGCAGCGGGAGAAGUUCUAUAUUGCCACAAAAGCGAAUCCGUCUAAUUUGGGCGCUCCUGACCUGCCAGGACGUACGAAGCCACACGGCUUAGAUGCCGAAUCGCUGAUGGCAUCCUGCAAGGCGUCCAUUGAGAGGCUGAAGUGCAAGUACAUUGAUAUGUACUACCUGCACUGGCCAACGCGCAACGUGCCCAUUUUCGGCUGUGCAGCGUUUUAUCCGGACAAGCAGCGGCCGAUGCCAUCUUUCGACAAAGGUGAGCCCAAGGACUUUGAGGCGCAGGUGCUGGCGGUCAAGGUGCUCUUGGACGCAGGACUGAUCAAGCACUGGGCGCUGUCCAACGAGAAUAACUAUGGAGUGACGAUGUUUUGCAUCACCUGUGACCGACUUGGGGUUCCGCGCCCUAUUUGCGUGCAGAAUGACUACUCGCUCAACAAUCGGACCUUCGAUUCGGACUGCUACGAGGCCUGCCACCGCUUCGGCCUGGUGAGUUGCCACUAUGGGCUCUUGUGCGGGGGCGUGCUCUCAGGGAAGUACCUCCGGGAUUCGCCCUAUGCCAAGAAGGACGGCCGGGACUUGGCGGAGUGCCGGCACCGCGCGCGGCCCGGCUUUCAGCCGCGCUACGCCUUCCCCGCCAGCCUCAAGGCUACGGAACGCUACGCGGCCCUGGCUGAGGAGUGUGGCUUGUCGCCGACGGAGUUGGCAUUGGCCUGGGCCAACCAGCAGCCGCAUGUUGGCGCCGUGAUCAUCGGGUCAACCAACGUGCGGCAGGUGGAGGAAUGCGUGGGUGCAAUCCAGAUCAAGGCAUUGCCCACUGAACUCCUGGAUGCUAUCAACGCAGUGCACGAGGCUCCGGCCUUCUGGCCGUGGCUUUGCGACUUGACCGGAGAGUGGCUCCAGACCUGCUCUGCCCGUCAUGCAGCCAUUGAGACCAUGUUCCCUGAGAACGUCCGCGCCCGCAUGAAUGCUCUCGGCGCUCCCUUCCUCUACGCCUCGUUGAAACAACACGCUCACCGCUUCGGCGAGUUCGUGGAGGCGUUUCUUUCCGGUGCCCGACCAGUGGCCCUGGUUGCCCUGUCGGGGUGUGUGGCCCUUCGUCGGCUCGUCUCGCUCUGUACUCCUGCUCAACAGCUGGCGCGGCAAACGAAGACCAGCAGCCUUUACGCCCCACCGGACCACUGGUGGAACGCGGACCGGGUCGAUGAAGACGCGCAGGGCCGUCGAGGAUUUGCGAACGCGCAGCACAUGGACAAGGAGAGCCUCAAGAGCUUAAAGCCAGGCGAGAUGCCGAGCAUGGGCAGUGGUACAGUGCCCAUGCAACCCACGAGCGGCACCGAGCGGCGAGCCCCUCGUGUUGCAAACCGAGCUCCUGCAUCGCCACGACAACAGGUGCAGCUGAAUGACAUCGGCGCCAUGCCUGGCAACACUCGUGUGGACCACGCUUGGAAACCAUCCCAGGAGGCGCAUUUGCGCGCCAAGGUGGAGGCACCGGAGGCACAGGCACGGCCUGCACAGCCGAGCAACCAGGGUGCCUUUGUGGGCUGGAAGUCGAACUGA
Messenger RNA from Effrenium voratum, 1824 nucleotides. The record is from the annotation of a GenBank genome assembly. NCBI's taxonomy places the organism in Eukaryota, Dinophyceae, Suessiales, Symbiodiniaceae.